AUGGAGAGUGGUGGACAAAAUGCACACGAGAACUCACCCCUGGUGGGACCUCGAGCAUCUGAUGACGUUGAAGACCCCGUAAUUGUUGUUCGUGAUUCCCCGGGGUUUGGCAGGAGCAAGAAUUCUCAAGAAAGCUCUGAAACAAAGAGCAGCUGGUAUCUGUUCUUGCUAACCUUGAGCAUUGGUGGACUUCAAGUCGUAUGGUCAGUCGAGCUAGGCAGCGGGUCGCCCUACCUUCUAUCGCUGGGAAUGAGCAAGGCCCUUCUUGCCUGUGUUUGGAUUGCAGGUCCGAUAACGGGAGCGCUGGUGCAGCCAUAUGUCGGAAUUCGCAGUGACAACUGCCGGAUAUCAUGGGGCAAAAGGAAGCCGUUUAUGGUUGUCGGAGGUUCGGUGACAAUCGUGACUCUUCUUGCCCUUGCCUGGGUUAGGGAGGGUGUAGAGGGAGUGAUCGGCAUAUUUGGGGGCGACCAGAAGUCGGAGGGAGCCAAAAUCACUUCUAUUAUUGUGGCGACAAUAAUGAUGUGGUGUCUGGAUUUCGCUAUAAAUACUGUACAGGCUGGUAUUCGGUGCUUCAUUGUUGACAAUGCGCCGGCGCAUCAACAGGACUCGGCCAAUGCCUGGGCCAGUCGAUUAACUGGCGUGGGUAAUAUCGUUGGGUACAUUUUCGGAUAUAUCGACCUACCCAAAAUCUUUCCUUUUCUCGGACACACGCGGUUCCAGAUCUUAUGUGCACUAGCUUCGACCGCGCUUGCGGUGACCCUCGUGAUUAGCUGCCUCUACGUCAAGGAACGCGACCCACGGCUUGAUGGGCCACCAUCCUCCGAGAGCCUAGGUGUCGGUGCAUUUUUCGAACAGGUUUUCGAGUCAAUCAAAAACCUUCCACCCCAAGCUACCAAGGUUUGCGAGGUUCAGCUUGCGGCAUGGGUUGCCUGGUUCCCUUUCUUAUACUACGCAACCACCUACAUUGGGCAGAUCUACGUGAACCCCAUCUUCGAAAAUGGGAACCUUUCAGAGCCAGAUAUCGAUAAAGCAUGGGACGACGCUACGAGAAUAGGGACUUUUGCGCUGCUCAUAUACGCGACAGUCUCGUUCGUAGCCAACAUAACCCUUCCAAUCUUUGUCGUCCCAACAUACAAAGCAGCUGUCUCUGACGACCCUGACAACUAUCCUGAAACGGAACCCUGUCUGACUCUCGAGAGACAGUCGACUUCAGAUAUCCAGGUAGGGCUGGUCUCUGAACUACAUCCACACAUGUCGAAAGACAAGCCAGGCGGGUCGAAAAGCUGGAACUUGAUGUCGAAACUGCAAAUACCCGGUUUUACAUUACGACGAGCCUGGCUCUUGUCGCAUCUACUCUUUGCUCUAUGUAUGUUCAGCACUUUUGUGAUAUCCUCUAUCCAAGCGGCAACGGCUGUAGUGGGUCUUGUGGGAAUCCCAUGGGCUCUUACACUAUGGGCACCUUUUGCAUUUAUCUCAACAGAGAUAGCAACCAUCAACGAAGAGCACCGAGUACGGCGUCGUCAGUCGGAGAUGGCGCCUUACGAUGAAAACACACCCUCAAGGUCUACCCAGCCUGAUCUCGCUGAAAACGGUGACGAUCUUGAGCAGGGUUCCUUCUCAAGCUCUUUCAAAGGCAGAGACGAGGAAAAUACGGCGCAGGCCGGUAUCGUUCUUGGGCUUCACAAUGUGGCCAUCUCAGCACCGCAGGUCGUUUCGAGCUUGAUAUGCAGUGCCAUAUUCAAAGCCUUCCAGAAGCCUCGAGGAGAACCUUGGGACGACAGUGUUGGAUGGGUCUUGCGGUUUGGAGGAUGUGCUGCUCUGGUUGCAGCCUGGUUGACAAGCCGACUGGCCGAGGGCACUGCAGGGAGAGCAGCAAGGCACUCGUAA
Molecule: messenger RNA, 1887 nt
Organism: Aspergillus calidoustus
Lineage: Eukaryota; Fungi; Ascomycota; Eurotiomycetes; Eurotiales; Aspergillaceae
Source: the annotation of a GenBank genome assembly